UCACUUAUAAAACAUAAGAAUCAACGGUCAUGAUUUGGAAAGUCAACUUGUUGCUGUUGUGCCUCAGUAUCUAUCAGGUAGCAGGCAGUGUCAGGAUCUUAGGAGGUCAGGAUACUCAAAUACAUCGUGCACCUUACCAAGUCUCUUUGAGAUAUAAGGCCAAUGCCACAGCACCCUAUAUACAACGUUGUGCUGGCGCCAUCUACAAUUCUCAUGUGAUUCUGACCACGGCAAUGUGUGUCCAAGAUCUGGUCAUACAGAGACUUCAAGUUGUAGCCGGAGAUAGAGAUCGCACAGGAAGCAAGGGUAACGUCUAUCGUGUGCAACGGAUUGUAAUCCAGGACGACUUUGAUGAGUGGUUCAUGGACAACGACUUGGCUUUGCUGCUCCUUGAUCACGAGCUAAACCUUAAGAAUCAGGGUUUAUCAGGCAUAUCAAUUGCCAAGGAUCAACCUGUUGCUGGCAACUUAGGCACCAUUUUCGGUUGGGGUGCUAAGGACGAUUCGCAGUCAUCGGAAACUCUGCAGAUCGCUCAGGUAAAGAUUGUGGAUGUAGCUCAGUGUCGCUUGUCCUAUGGCCAGGAUCGCAUCACCAAAGCCAUGUUGUGUGCGGGAAGCUAUAAUAACAACCAUGUGAUAGAUGCUUGUCAGGGAGAUGCUGGAGGAGCUCUUGUGGUCAAUGGAGCUGCCGUUGGAUUGAUCUCGUGGGGCAGCGGCUGUGGACGUCCAAACUAUCCUGGUGUCUACACAAAUUUGGUAUAUCUUAAAGGUUGGAUAGAACAACAAGUUGCGAUUAUGAAAAUAAUAUAAGAAGGAUAUAAUAUCUUUAAACGAUUUGUUAUAUGUAUAUACAAUC
Messenger RNA from Drosophila innubila, 855 nucleotides. RefSeq names its product trypsin eta-like. Gene Ontology annotation, molecular function: serine-type endopeptidase activity. The transcript has a single exon. Bases 30 to 809 code for a protein of 259 amino acids. Gene Ontology annotation, biological process: proteolysis. Lineage: Eukaryota; Metazoa; Arthropoda; Insecta; Diptera; Drosophilidae. The record is from RefSeq and is a predicted model, not a curated record.